AUGUCUGCCCCAGUCAUCACCAUUCGCCGCGCUCAGCGCAAGGACACAGAGCGCAUGUACGACCUCAUCAUGGAGCUGGCCAUCUACGAGCGGGCACCUGAGUGUGUGGUUGUGUCCAAGGCGGAGAUGGAGGAGGAAGGUUUCGGCGAGCGACCUCUCUGGAGCGCCUUCCUGGCGGAACUUCAAGAGCCAGACGAUGUGGAGCCACGUGUCAUUGGAAUGGCGCUCUACUACUACCGGUACUCUACAUGGCGUGGGCGCAUGCUUUAUCUCGAGGAUUUUGUAGUCACGGAGUCGCAUCGCGGCCUUGGGGCAGGCAAGAUGCUUUUUGAGCGAGUUUUGCAGCAGGCGAAGGAAGAGGGUUGCCAUGGCAUGGUAUGGCAGGCGUUGAACUGGAACACACCGGCCAUCAACUUCUACAAGAGGUACGACGCGGAGAUCGACCCUGGGUGGGUGAACUGCACCCUCAAGUUUUAG
This is a messenger RNA of Leishmania braziliensis MHOM/BR/75/M2904, 477 nucleotides long. RefSeq names its product acetyltransferase-like protein. The transcript has a single exon. Gene Ontology annotation, molecular function: N-acetyltransferase activity. NCBI's taxonomy places the organism in Eukaryota, Euglenozoa, Kinetoplastea, Trypanosomatida, Trypanosomatidae. The record is from RefSeq and is a predicted model, not a curated record. The coding region runs from base 1 to 477 and encodes 158 amino acids.